Molecule: messenger RNA, 2594 nt
Organism: Dermacentor silvarum
Lineage: Eukaryota; Metazoa; Arthropoda; Arachnida; Ixodida; Ixodidae
Exons: 10
Coding region: 113-2473 (786 amino acids)
Biological process (GO): regulation of DNA-templated transcription
Molecular function (GO): DNA-binding transcription factor activity; sequence-specific DNA binding
Source: RefSeq, a predicted model, not a curated record
UCUAAUGAGAGCCAGGUGAGCUGUGAGCUCCUUCCAUGAACUGUCCCCCGCCCUUGUUCAAGUCAAAGCGGAUCGCUUCCUCCACGACCAUAUUGCAAGCACUGGGGCCGCUAUGGGCGACAUCAUAGACGAUCAGAUUUUCGACAUCGCCCAGGUGACGUUGGCCGGGGACAACAUUGAGGUAGAGCCACCCGCGACCGCGGGCCGUCGGCGCCGCAAGAACUGCGGACGUUGGUCCUCUGCUAAGCCUCGUGGUCGCGUCCGCAAGGCAACCAGCGAUACAGGCGCCAAGCGAGGACGUGCUCGCCAAGCGCGUGCCGCCGCAGAAGCCUUCGUCGCGACUGCUGCUGCUGUUGCUGCUACUCCGCAGAGAACGGGGCACGGCGGCUGCGUCAAGGCCGGAACAGCCGAAGAAGUGCCGCUGGAGACCGUCACCGCGGAGAGCGAGUCCACCAUCGACCUGCAGGCCGAAAUGUACGUCGCGAACAUCCUGCCGGACCCGGCGACCAUUAAUUACCCGGAGCGGGGCAGCGUGCAGGCAGCCUCGUGCAGCGACAACACGUAUCCAUGCUGCGAGGAGCCCCCCACCCCACCUCCACAACGACGCCGCGGAGGGCGUGUUCACCGACCGACACCAGUGCGCCGGCGCCGGCGCAUGGCCGUAGACGGCGACGAGCGCGUCGUGUGCAAGGUCCAAUCGGGCCGUUGGUCCUCGCUGCUGCCAGUGGGCACGGUGGUGCGCAGACCCUCGGUCAAGCUGGUGCAGCUCGUCGCGCAGGCCAUACACGAGAGCCCGCACCGGGUGCUGCGAGUCACGCACGUCUACGCCGCACUGCAGAACAGAUACCCUUACUACUGGCUCCAGGACAAGAAGGGCAUCAGCAGCUGGAAGAGCUCGGUGCGUCACGCUCUGUUCCAAAAAUGGUUCAUGAAGCUCCGCCCCACGUCCGGAAUGUACCAGACGGUUCGACCCAGGAGUUUCUUCUGGGGCCUCAACUACAGCAACAGGCCACGCGAAUGGCAGAUGCCCCAAGGACUGCCGCGGCUGUUCCUGCCGACCGACGACGAAGCUGAGCAGCGGGACGACGAGGCGUCCACGCUGUGCUCGGGCCUACACCUAAACACCGAGUCAGCGAGCAAUACGACGACAGCGCCGAUGCCGUCGGCAUUCCGCCUCGAACUGGUGCACAAGCUUUUCGCGCCACCGGAACCCCAGUCGCCGGGCGUCAAGCGCAAUCUGUCCACCGUCCAGUGCAGCGAGUUCGCGCCGGUGACGUCGCCUGCGCAGUCGGAGGACGACCUGGUCUCCGUGGGCAGCCCUCCUUCCUCGCUUCCCCACAUCGCGCAGGCGGACUUGCGGAAGUCCGAGAGCCUGAAUCCCGUCGGCUGGCCGGCGCCGGGGAGAGCGGAGGAGCAGGCCUGGCAGCAGCCAAGUGUCAGCACCUGGACCACGCCACCCAGCGUGUGGGACGGCAUGUACUUCCAACCGCCGUCGGCACCACCUUGCUCAACGACAAUGACCACGUCCCUGACUGCGACGAUGGCGUCGCAGCCGACAGCCGCAGCACUAGUGGAGGCCGCCGUGGAUAGCUUCCAGCAGCCGUGGCAGUCACUGUCGGGCGAAUCGUUCGUGCAACUACAGCAAGAAGAGCAGCAGCAGCAGGUGAGGCAACAGUCAUUGCAAAAGCCGCCACAACACCAGCAGCAGCAGCUGCUGCUGAACACGCUGCCGUCACCACUGCAAGAGUCCCGGGAGCAGCAGCAGGAGCUGCAACAGCAACAACAGCAACAACAACAACAGCAGCAGCAGCAGCAGCAGCAGCAGCAGCAGCGGGAGGAGGAGCUGCAAAACAUUUUGAGAGAUAUAAUGAUGGUACCGACAGCACAGCAGUGCGCCGCGCUGCAGGACGGGCUGAGAUUGCUGGAUGUCGGAGACCCUUACAACCUCUUCGAGAACGUCAUUACGGACCCGCAGUAUGUGUUCUGGACGUACGUCAGUCACUUCCUCGCAUUGUUGGCGUUCGGCAACGACGAAGUGCUGGAACCUUAUCCACAACUGGGCUCACCAUCGUACGUCACCCUGACGUCUCCGAGCCAGACACCGGUUCCCACCGGGCCUUCAACGCGAGCGCAGACCCCAUCCCAGCUGCCACCGGCGAUUUCCGGACCAGUACAGACGCCUGAGGAGGCCUUAGUGCGACUCAUGCCGAAGGAGCAGGCAGACCGCCUGCAUGACAUCCUCGGAGGCUGCGGACUGUCGACGGCCGACGACGAGUGCUUCGCCUUCGUGAACGUUUCGUGGGCCGAUUGGAAUAACUUGUUCCGGCGCAGCGUCGUAAGGAGGAGAGCCGAGUCACGCGCCAGUGGUGAGCGAGUGCCCGUUGGGGCGCUCGUGGUGGCGUCGCCGUCCUUGUUACGUCCCACCCACGUCACCGACAACGGCGGGCUUCUCGUCUCGGAUGAAGCCGACUGACCCUCCACCGGCAGCGACGACUGAAGGUCGUGGAAUCGCACUGUGGAAUCGUAAUUAAACGCGCACCUUAUCUGGACGCCGUAGCGUUGGUGCAACCAUGCAUGGCAGUAUUGCAGGUACU